Messenger RNA from Urocitellus parryii (Arctic ground squirrel), 357 nucleotides. It is a transcript of the gene Atp6v1g3, whose product is annotated as ATPase H+ transporting V1 subunit G3. Lineage: Eukaryota; Metazoa; Chordata; Mammalia; Rodentia; Sciuridae. The record is from RefSeq and is a predicted model, not a curated record. Gene Ontology annotation, biological process: synaptic vesicle lumen acidification. Gene Ontology annotation, cellular component: vacuolar proton-transporting V-type ATPase complex; synaptic vesicle membrane; vacuolar proton-transporting V-type ATPase, V1 domain. Gene Ontology annotation, molecular function: ATP hydrolysis activity; proton-transporting ATPase activity, rotational mechanism.
AUGACCAGCCAGUCCCAGGGAAUCCACCAGCUCCUUCAGGCAGAGAAAAGGGCCAAGGACAAGUUAGAGGAAGCCAAGAAGAGAAAGGGGAAGAGACUGAAGCAAGCUAAGGAGGAGGCGAUGGCUGAAGUGGACCAAUACAGAAUGCAGAGAGACCAGGAGUUUCGACUUAAACAGUCUAAGAUAAUGGGUUCUCAGAGUAAUGUCUCCUACGAAAUUGAAGAACAAACACAGGGAAAGCUUCAGGAACUUCAUGGGAGCUACAACAAGUGUAUGGAGGAUGUGAUUAAACAGCUCUUGAUGAUGGUCUGCGACAUAAACCCAGAAAUCCACAUGAACUACAGAACCACCAACUGA